CGCAUGCCCAUUGCAGUAGUAGAGUUGUUAGUCAUUGCUCCCUUCUAGGAUCUGCAAAGUGGGGAUUUCCGAGGUACCUGCUGAGUGAUACCUAAGCUUUGGAUAAAGUAGAGAAACACAAUGCGUUGGUUUGAAGGUACUAUACCUGCCGCUAUCGCUUUGGCCAAGCAACAGAACUCUGUUUUUGUGGUUUUCAUAGCAGGUGAUGAUGACCAAUCUACACAAAUGACAAAAACCUGGGAAGAUGAUAGCAUUGGUGAAGUGAUGGCAGAUAACUUUGUUGCAAUAAAAGUUGAUGCCAGAAGUGAAACGUGUAUCCAGUUUUCACAAAUCUAUCCAGUAGUCUGCAUUCCAUCAAGUUUCUUCAUAGGAGACAAUGGGAUUCCUUUGGAAGUCAUUGCUGGAAGUAUCUCUGCGGAAGAGCUGGUAAAAAGAAUUGAGAAAGUGAAACAGAUGUGUACACAGCGAGUGACAUCGGCUGGAAAUUUUUCAGAUAGCUGUAUCCAGCCAUCUGUACUAUCUCCUCAGAAUGAUGUCGGUAGCCAAAUACAGAGCUCAUUUCCAGAACCCAGUCAGCAAAAUGAAAGCAUUGUUUCUGCUGAAAUGACACCAGUAGCUACCAAAGAAGCUCUGUGUCAGCCUCUAGCAGAUACAGCCAGUUCAAACCAAUCGGAGCCAAAUGAAGAAAAUGGUGCUUCUUCAGAUGAAGCUUCAGCAGAUGUUCAUUCAACAGAAGAAGACCUCAAUGUUAAAGUGGAAAGAAUCACUAAAAAGCUUGAAGAAAGGAGAGAAUCAAGGAAGAAAGAAGAAGAAAAGAAUGAACUUAAAAAGGAAGUUGAAAGACGACAGCAAGGAAAGGGAAUGUUGGAAUUUAAGAAAAAGCAAGAAGAAGAAAAAACAAAAAGAAUGUUGGAAGAAAGGAAUCGAGAAAAAGCUGAAGAAAAAGCAGCAAGAGAAAGGGUCAAGCAACAGAUAGCAUUGGAUCGUGCUGAUAGGGCAGCUCGAUUUGCACAGUCAAAAGCAGAAACUGAAGCUGCCAGGGUUGCCGCUAUGCAGGCUAAGCAAGCUGAAUUAGAUCAGAAGAAGGAGGCUGCUCAGAAAGAAAAAAGCUUGGUAGCUAGAAUCCAGUUCCGUCUUCCAGAUGGAUCUUCAUUCACAAAUCAGUUUCCAUCAGAAGCACAUUUAGAGGAAGCCAGACGAUUUGCUUCUCAGCAAGUUGGAAGUAGAUAUGGUAAUUUUUCACUGGCCAUUAUGUUUCCAAGACGGGAGUUCACUAAAGAAGACUACGGGAAGACACUACUGGAACUAGAACUAGCACCGAGUGCCUCAAUAGUUUUGCUACCGGCUGGAAGACCCACUACAGCAGUACAGAGAUCGGGUAACAGUCUCUGGGCAUUUGUGGGUACAAUAUUUUCUCCGGUCUUUGCCAUGUGGAGGUUUAUUUGCAAUUUCUUAUUUGCAAACCCCCAACCUUCUCAAGCUGCAGCAGAAGCAUUUCCACAACAAGAACACCCUCAGCCGGUCUCUCGCACAACAGAACCAAACAGGGAAGCAGUUAGAAGAAGAAUAAUUGAAAAGCGUGGUGAGGACUUUAAAAAAGAAGGAAAAGUUUAUAGACUAAGAACUCCUGAUGAUAGCGAAGAUGACAAUAACACUUGGAAUGGAAAUUCAACACAGCAGAUGUAGUUUAUGGAACCUUACAGAAGCAACAUUAUGUUUUUCUUAUUUGAUUGAAAUGAGUAUGAGAAAUUGUUGAACAAACUGGGGCAUAUUUAUGGCAAAUGUAUUUCCUGCAGACUUCAUUUAGUAGUAUCCAUUGGUUACUUGUCUGCUGCAUGGAUCCAAAGCAGUGCUCUAAUCCAGGAAGCAAAAGGCAGCUAUUUUAAGAAGACUAUGGCCUUGUGGAUUCUCAAGCUGAUUAUCUGAUCCUGCAGUAGAUGGCAGAGCUUUCCAAAGCAUACAAAAAUCAGGUGUUGUCCUUUUCAUUCUUCCUCACAAAUGGGUUAUGGAUCCGAUCCUCGGAUCUGACUUUGCCACAUUUACAAGACUUGGAUCUGAUGUUUGAGCUCUUCCUUCUACCCAAAAUUCUCUAUGCCAUCCCUAACUUCCCAGAUCUCUUGCCACUUUCAUGUCAAGAAGCAAGAUCCGGUCUCAAAUUUGUGAGAGUAAUUUUUUGCUUUGAAUCUCGUUGUUUGGGUUAUUUUCUGAUAUUUCUCAAGUAUAGUUACUACCUUUCAUCUAUCCUCUUCCCUACUUUGAUAAUUUGAAAAGUUCACAGGCAUUAAGCUAUGCUUUUCUUUUUUUAUUCUUUCUUAAUGCCUUUGGCACAUCUUGUAGCUUGUCUGUUAGUUAAAAAAAAUAUGUUUAGUGUGUUUAAACUGGUUUUAGAGGUUAUAGUGUUUGUUGCUGUAGUUUAGGGUGUGUAGCUGUUAGGCUCAUCUUUCCUACAUUCUGUUUUGCUUUUGGUACAGUUUUAGUCAUGUCAGAUAAACCUAGUUUUAAGAGAUGCACUUCUUGUAGGCACAAAAUCCCUUAUUCUGAUGCCCACAAGAAGCUUGUCUAUUGCCUGGGGCCUUAGCAUUUGUGUUCAGCAUAUGAUAUAUGUGCUUCCUUUAAUCCCAGGGCCAUCUCUGAUUGCUGCAAUAAGUUAACAAUAAAGGGCUUACUGCCAGCUUCUUUAUCUUCUCCUGGGGCUCAAACCCCCUCCAAGCCACAUCAGGGCUCCACUGAAUCAAAAAAGCGAUCACUACAGAAAUCGCCAAGGGCUUCAUUGGAGACUCCUCAGAAAAUUGCACAGACUCUGGAUCCAAAGAUGGUGCUACCUCUUUGAGAUCCAUAGUCCUUUUCAGAUCCAACAGAAGUAAUAACUAUUACUAGCUCCCCCAUGCCAUCUACCUCCUGCUUGGAUACCAGACCUUCAGAUCCAACGACUAGGAGACUAUCUGCUGUGUUUAUUUUGAAGCCAGUUUCUCCAGCUUUGUCCUAAAGGUUGUUAGAAACUCCUAAGAAGCAUUCCAGGCCUGCAUCUGUGGCAUCAUCCAAAUCCUCUAGGAGCUUGACUGAGGCAGAUGUGCACAGGAUGAUGCAGAAAUUUCUCAGGGCUUAGAUCCAGAUGGGAGUCCUGCCAACUCCAUCCCCUCUCAAAUCCAUGAGUGCCCCUAAUCAACCGAUACUGUCUCCUUUUCCAAUCAGGCCUGUGGUCUCAGAAUUCCAGGAUCCAAGAGCCUUAAGAGGGUCAGUGUCAGAUCCAAGGAAGCUCCCUUCCUCACCUCCGAUGGUUUUCCAGAUCAGCUCUGUUCUGAUGCCGUUGCAUCAGGACAGGUCUCUGAUCCGAGAGGUCAAUGCCGGGUCUGAGGAGUUGGGUUUGGUUCCUUCUUUGUUGGAUCAAUCCCUUCCCCUUGGUGCCUUGCCUCUUGACAGCUUGGAUCUGAUUUUCUCUGAGGGACUCUGAUCAGGGUUUGGCCCUCACCUCUCUUCCUCUGCUGCCUCUGCUCCGAGGGGGGGGGGGGUCCCUGAAUAUGUCAGCCUUCCAAGUAAUAGAAAGGACCUUCUUUCUGCUUAGAGAGCCAUCCUCUCAUAUCUCGGGUCCUUCCCCUCACCCAAAAUCGGGUCCUAGCUCUGAACCCGUCAUUUCUGCUUCUCUGGGUCAGCCAGCUGUGGUAAGCCUCCACACUCAUUCCCCAGUGGGAUACCCCCUACUUCUUCUGACACCUCUUCUAAACACCCCACAAAAGUGUUUCCGAGGAAGAAAAUGUGUAGGAGGAGGCACAUAGACUCCCCUGUAGAGUCUCUCACUGAAGACACCAACUUUCAUGAGGGAGACUGAUCCCUGAAUCGCUACCUGAUGAUGUCUCUUUUAGAGAUAUUCUGGAAAUCCUUAAACAAAAAUGAGGCUGGUCUUCCCAACCUCCUCUCCUUGAGUUUAUGUUCCUGGAAGCUUUUGGAGCUGGCCCGUCUACAUCUUGGGUGACCCCCCCCCCCUCACGGCUGACAAACUUAUUGAUAUAGUUUCCUUAUGGGGUUGGAAGGAACCAGACACUGUUGAGCCCAUUCCCAUAUGCCCUGAUAAAUUUCUAGCCCCUAUGUCUGAUAACGCGUUGGAGUAAGGUGUCCCUGUUGAUGCCAUAGUUGUGGUGGCAGCCACUAAGGAGGAGCUAGCCAAACAAAGCUCCUCUGCCCAUCCACCAUGUGUGGAAAGCACAUCUACACCUCAGCCACAUUCGCACUGAGGUUGUUGAAUUACCUGCCAUAUUUUACUCGCUUACAGAGGGAUUUGAUCAUGGAGCUCUUCACUUCUCUCACCAAGUCCAUGCCUUCAUAGGAUCUCAGGAAGGUUUCUCCCCAGUUAGCUAUUCUUUCGUCUGUUGCCAAUUCAUCAGUGAGGCUGAUUUCCCACACAGUGGAAGGUGCCUCACAAGGAACUGCUUUAGGCAUUGCCAUUAGGAGACAUGCCUAGAUAGGGCUAUGCGACUUUGUGGAGCCUUCAAGACAUCUUUUGUUAAUGCCCCCUUUGAUGGCACCUCCUUGCUCGGCCUCCUCAGAGACCAAGUUGCAUAUGAUUGUCCUAGAGUUGAGAGUAGUCCUGCUAAUGUUGCAAGCGUUUCAGGACAUUCUCCCGUAGGGACUGUUGCAAUAUUGCAAUACACACAAACAUGUCAUAGUCUGGUAUAUCAACAAACUAGGAGGACCCCAUUCCAGCCCAUUGUUCAGAGAGGUCAUGAGAGUCUGGGAAUGGAUGAUUUCUUCAGACUGUUUUCUAACUGCAGUGAAAAUACCUGGGAAAACCAACAUGCAGGCAGAUAGACUCAGCAGGUCCAUUCUGUUUCCUCAUGAGUGCUCCCUCAAUCAAACAGUAGCGAACAUGAUUUUCAGCUGUUGGGGCAGUCUUGCUCUGAUUCACAGUCAGCCCCUAGGUCUCUUCUAUGCCUACUCCCCUCUUCUAUUGAUUCCGAAGUUUCUACAGAAAGCAAGCAGGCUGAAGACCUCAGUCAUCCUCAUUGCUCCCUCCUGGCCUUGACAGGUAUGGUUCCCCUUCCUGUGGUCUCACUUGAAAUAUUCUCCUUGGUUACUGGAGCCCACUCUAUAUCUCUUAUCUCACCCAUCAGGAAUUCAACAUCCCAGUCUUCACUCCCUCAAAGUAAUCGCAUGAUUUCUCCACUUCCAGUAACUGUAAGAUGGUCCAUGCUCACUUCCCCAGUUUGUGACAUUGUCUUGGCUUCCACCAAAAAACUCUAAAGAAGCAAAUGUAAAUGGUUCUCUAUAUGGGCUUCCAAAGAGAAUAGUGAUCCUUUCUCAGCUCCUACUUUGGCCAUCCUUGUUUUCCUCGCUACUCUUUUUAAGGAAGGGGACAGUUUUUGUCCUACUAAACUUCACUUAGCAGGCAUAUCCAACUUCCACACUGGAAACAGAUCCUCUUCUUUGACAGCUUCCAGAUUAUGUAAAGCUUUCAUGAAAGGAAUUUUUCUCCUUAGACCUCCAGUAAAGAAUCUCACUGUGGCCCUCCAAGGGUUGACCCAGAAACCCUUUGAACCAACAGAUGUGAUAUGAAGUUUCUUUCUUGGAAAGCAAUAUUCUUGGUAGCUAUCACUUCAGAAAGAAUAUGUUCUGAGCUCCAGGCCUUAUUGGCUAGGCCUCCUUACAUUAUUUUCCAUAAAAAUAAGGUGUGUCUAUGAACCAGCACUUCUUUUCUGCCUACAGUGGCUAUGGAUGCUCACAUUAAUUGGUCCAUUCGAUUGUUAGUUUUCUUUCCAAACUUUACUAAUAAGAGUGAAUAUAUUCUACAUCUUCUUGAUGUUGAUAGAACCAAACAGUAUAGGAAGUCUCAUCAGUUGUUUGUCUCCUUUUCCCCUAGCUGCUUAGGUCAAGCAGUUUCCAAAAUUACUAUGGCUAAAUGGAUUACUGAUUGUAUUUUGCUGGUUUAUUCUGAAGAACUUUUGGAAUUGCCUCAUCCUCCUUGAGCUCAUUCCACUAGACCUAUGGCUGCUUCCUCUGCCUUCUCAUCAAGAACUUCCAUUGAUGAUACUUGUGCUGCAGCCACUUGGUCAGAGACUCAUACUUUUGUUAUUCGUUACAAACUGGACAUUGUCUCCAGAAGCAGAGGUUCCUUUGAAUCCCGUAUGUCCCUCCUUGAGGGCCUCCCAAGAGUUUUGUAGCUGGGGACUCUGACCCAUUUUUGAAGAAGAAUGAAAAGUACAACUUUAGAUUUAAAAAUUAUGUACUUACAUAACUUAGCAUCUGUGUUGCCCAUUUUCAUUCUUCCUCACCUUCCCGCACAGCCAUCCCCUGGCCAUGUCAGUCCUAGAAGGAUCAUUUAGUGUUAAUGAAACCUUUGUGUUCCUGGUUUGUUCUUGGUCCUCUGUCUUUUUCUUCUGUCCUGUUUCUGUAACACAGUGGCCAGUAAGGCAAUAAACUCAAUCUAAAGAGUUAGGGAUGGAAUAGAGUAUUAUGGGCAGAGGGAGGAGCUAGAGUUUCAGAUCCAAGUCUUGUAAAUGCAGCCAAGUCAGAUCCAAGGAAUUGUAUCUGUAACACGUUUGUGAGAAAGAAUGAAAAUGGGCAACGACGAUGCCAAGUUAUGGUAAGUACAUAACUUCUAAUUUCUAACAGCUGACAGGACUAAUUAAUAUCUUGAUCAAUAAUCUUCUUAUUCUGGGAAAAGAUUUCUAGUCUUUGAAUAACUUGCUGCAUUUUUUAUCCCUUACUUGCUUUUAUUUGGUGUACAUUAGUAAAUGGACCUUAAAUACAUCAUGCUGAUAAACAAAGUACAGUGGGAGUUACUUUGUACACAGUCAGCAGUCUUCAUAUUUAUCAGCCUUGAUAUUCUAAAAUGCUCAUCUGAUUAUAUAUAAAUCCUUUAUACUUCUCACAAUAAAGAUUUUUUCAACAA
This is a messenger RNA of Protopterus annectens (West African lungfish), 6883 nucleotides long. RefSeq names its product UBX domain protein 4 (gene UBXN4). The coding region runs from base 121 to 1686 and encodes 521 amino acids. Gene Ontology annotation, molecular function: protein binding. The record is from RefSeq and is a predicted model, not a curated record. Lineage: Eukaryota; Metazoa; Chordata; Ceratodontiformes; Protopteridae. The transcript has 13 exons.